GAGUGCUACGUGCGUACGUGUGUAUGUCGUCAGAAUUUUGUGUUCGGCGACCAGCAGCUCGUUCGUAUCAUCCAGCCAGCGACGAUAGCGAGAGGAGAAAAAAAAAGAAGAGUGUCGCGCGGCGAAAGAGAUAAAUUCGCAACGCCAUCGGGGUCCAGGAGUUGCACAACUUCGCGUCACGGAUUGACAGCGGAGCGUCGUGGCGGACACGAAGCGGCGAAUGUUCGUCGCGCGUUUCCAUAGAGAUCGUGGAAAAGAAAGACGUGCGUCGCUGGCGGUUUCGGCCACCUGCUGCUGCUGCUGCUGCUGCUGCUGCGAAGAAUCACGUGGGAAAAAAAGGCGCGCGCUGUAUCGGUCGGUUCAGUUGUUUAAAAUCCGUACGCGCCUGAACGUCGCGUCGUGCCCGCGCAGAAUCGAUCGAUCGCCGAACGAUGCACGCACGUCACGUGUGUUUUGUCAACGCGUCGUCGCGGAAUUGAAUUUUCACGCAACGAGGCAACGAGGGAUCUAGCGGCGGUUCGCGAUCCCGUGCAACGUGGUUCGGUGACCGAUCACGGUUGUGCGCGCGCUCUCUUCGCCUCGACGAGAGAGGAAAAAAAAAAACAGAAAGCCAGCGAGGAGUAGGGCGGGAAGAUAAGGAAGAAGGACCCCGAAGGAGAAAGAGGAAAGGAAAAGGAGGCAGGCACGCCGCGUGGACACGGCCGUGUACGAUUCUCCGUGUCACUUUAGUAUCGUUUUACCGCUUUUCGUGCCGGAAACCACGGUUCUCCUAUAUUCUCCUUUUCGGAUCGAUCGCGGUUUGAACAGUCGAUUGAACACGACACGAUUAUUAUCGAAAGAAAACAAUCAUGUACAAGCUACUGGGGGAUCUCGGUCAGUACCUGAAAUGGCAGGAAGUCACGACCGAUUCUAUGGUGUUUCGGUUGCACACCCACUUCACGACAGUGCUACUUUUCACGUGCUCGAUAGUGAUCACGGCCACCCAAUACGUCGGUAAUCCGAUCUCCUGUAUCGUCCAGGGUUUACCCACUCAUCCUAUCAACACUUAUUGCUGGAUAACGUCUACCUUCACUAUGCCGGACGCGUUCAAUCGACAGGUCGGUCUGGAAGUCGCUCAUCCAGGAGUGGCGAACGACUUCGGUGACGUUGACGCGAGGAAAUAUUACACGUACUACCAAUGGGUGUGCUUCGUGUUGUUCUUCCAGGCAGUAUUCUGCUACGUGCCACAAUGGUUGUGGAAUAUGUGGGAGGGUGGUUUGAUCAACGCGUUGGUAAUGGGUAUGAAUUACAGCCUCGAUCACAAGAAGAACAUCGACCAAAAGAGGGCUAUAUUAAUAGAGUACAUCAUAAAUCAUAAGCAGACUCACAGCAUGUACGUGUACCGGUACUUCAUAUGUGAAGUCCUGUGCCUGUUGAAUAUUUUCUUUCAAAUGUACCUGAUGAAUCGGUUCUUCGACGGCGAAUUCCUCAGCUACGGACUGCGCGUGCUGCAAUUCACAGACGUUCCCCAAGAAGAGCGUAUCGACCCAAUGGUAUACGUGUUCCCACGCGUCACUAAAUGUAUCUUCCAUAAGUAUGGUGCAUCGGGAACGAUACAGAAGCACGACUCCCUCUGUAUUCUGCCAUUGAACAUCGUCAACGAGAAGACCUACAUCUUCAUCUGGUUUUGGUUCACGAUUCUCUCGAUCCUCCUACUGGGAUUGGUGGUUUACAGAGCUGCAAUCGUCUUUGCUCCAGUAAUUAGGCCAAAAUUGCUACAGCUGUCCGCGCGAUUGGUCAAGGAAGACAUUUGCUAUAGUAUCAGCAAGAAAACCGAUCUCGGUGACUGGUGGCUCCUCUAUGUCCUUUCGGCCAACAUGAACUCGAAAAUCUAUAGGGAGUUCUUGAAGGAGCUCUCUACCGAAAUGAGUGACACGCCAUCUGUUGCCCCGUAGCAUUAAUAUUUUCAAAGAAUUUUAAGUAAAAGACAUCGACGAGGACUGACACGAGUUUCCCUGCACAGGGUGUCUCUGAAAAUUCUGUACAACCGAGCACCAGAUGAUUCCUUGCAAAACAAACGUAGAAUAACUUCUUUUCGUUCGAGGCUUAGUUCUCAAGACAAUCGACAGUUUUCUUUACUCUUGUCUAUCGUUGGACACACCGUGUGAUGGUUUUAAUGGGUUUGUAAUUGAUAUGAUAGAAUAUUUUUUGUGCAUUUUCAUGAAUCCAGUAACUUGUAAAUGCUGCACAUACAUUAUGUAUAAACACGAUAAUCGUUACAAGUUUGUAAAUUUAUUCUUAAAUUAUGAUUCGUUAACCAAGUGAUAUGAUAAAGCUUGUCGUUUAAAUUUUAAUUACUUUCGACGGAGUUACAUUCUUGAGAAUUAAGUCGAAAACUAAAUAAAGUUAUUCUAUAUUUUCUUCUAAUAAGCAAUCAUUCGAUGCACGUAACUUUCCCAGUCACCCUGUACGGUUCGUUAUAUUCUGUCUUUCAAAGAACUAAACGAGAAUAUCGACCUAUUGUAUUCGUAGAAAUCAUCACGUUACAUUACAGCAGCUUAGCAAAAUAUUUUCACGCCUAGCGUAAAACAAUUGACAUAUGUACGACUGAUAUAGAACGCUCAAGACACGCGAUGAUACUCUAAUAACGCACAAGUGAACACUUCAGGAUCUCUAUAUGCGCGUACGUGAAUGUGUGCAUGAGCGAGUGCAUGUGCCAGCGCGAAUCCCAUUGUUUUUUCUUAACGAUUCUCUAAAAAAUCGUUCUUAUACUUCAUUAGUAAUAGUUUCCCAAAGCAAAAAACUGUUUCACGUUGAGAAUUAUUGCUCAAAGCAAUUCAGCGCCGCGUUUCUGUUUUCCAGAAUAGUGAUAAAGAAAUUCUCGAACGUGUUGAAGCAGAAAUACCCGUGUAACAUUUUUCUACAAUGAGAUCAUCGUAAUUUUUAAUCUAUCGAUCGUCAUUGUAAACCGCGCACUGCCCGCGAGAAAUUUUUUAUUUUCUUAUAUUCCUACACAGCGUAUUCAGACGGCGUUAGUAAAUAUUACCGAAGCCAAUAAUGAUGCGUACAACGACGCCCAUGCAUAUUGGGGCACUUGGUUGAAACGUUCUCGAUCUUCCGAAAUAUCAUAACCUCUUUCACGUUCCUGAGUUAAAUUUUCUUGGGAGAUUCUUUCAGGUCCGAAUCUAUUCGUUCAAAUAAUAAAAUAAAUGUUCACAAAUACCUGACGUAAAAAUUAUUGCUAAUGUUGUGCAAAUUAUAUUUGCUAAUGUUUUUUUAAUAAGUUGGUUUCAACGUACGUACAUUACCGUUCAAACGUUUGAUGGAAGAAGUCACACUUUUUAAUAUAACAUUUUUUUUAUUAAUAGAUUGAAAGUAACCGCUUGUAAAGAAGACUUAUAUCACAUAUUUUAAUUUAAAUUCUGAAGAAUUUUUAAAUUUUAGAAACAAAGUAUUUUGAGAAAUUAGCGAAUGGCAAAAUUAAUAAGGCAAACAGGGAUUCCAGUCUUUUAAUUAAUUUUGUGUGUACAGUAUAAACUGUUACGGUAUAGAAUACUUUAAUUGUAAUAAAAUACUUGAUUUUGCAAUGCUCAACUGAUUGCAAACUUUUGAACGGUAGUGUAUAUAAAUGAUUUACGGGGAAAAAACUGGUAUUCAAUGACACAAUUUUCAAGGACAACGCUUUCCCCUUCAAAAGUAUACGUAAGUUUCACUAUCCUUCCACUUUUCUUACCAAGGCCUUCAAUCAUUUUUUCACGCUACGAAGCGAGUAAAAAAGCGUAUGUGAUUUUACUCUAAAAAAAUACUUCGAACUCAAAUUUUGUACCAACCUAAAAUUACCAUGAAUUUAAAGAUUAACGACCUCUUCGAAAGUUGAUGUGUAAUUUUUUUUCGCCAUUUUAUAUCACUUUGAAUGUGAUACGUACCGUCACCAUUACUCAUAACUAGACUGCGGAUGUUUAUGCAUUUAUGGGAAAUUUUAAUCCUCAA
Molecule: messenger RNA, 3969 nt
Organism: Colletes gigas
Lineage: Eukaryota; Metazoa; Arthropoda; Insecta; Hymenoptera; Colletidae
Gene: ogre
Product: innexin inx1
Exons: 4
Coding region: 849-1934 (361 amino acids)
Cellular component (GO): plasma membrane; gap junction
Molecular function (GO): gap junction channel activity
Source: RefSeq, a predicted model, not a curated record